AUGUGGCUACCUGCCUUCCAGGCCAUUAACCUCGAGCCGGAGGAGAACGUUGACGAGCAAAUCGACACCACAAAAGAGCUCCACGUUGAUGAAGCGUUGAAACUCUUCCAGAAGGCCCUUCGACUACAUGCCCAAGGGCCAGCGCAUCGCGGCGAAGCCGCGGAAGCAUACGACGAGCUGUUUAGGUGCGAAAUAUUCAAAUAUCGUGAAGCCAGGACCGACUACGAGCGAGCUGAACGACAAAUCGACGGAAAGCCUGAUACUCUCGCACUUGAGGCCUUUUCAGCAGGGCUAGAUGUCGAUGCGGGUGGCGCUGACGGUGUCGCUGCAAGCCUGGGUCAAGCCCUCUACAUAUCCUACAAAAACUACGGACAAUUCUUUCUUGAUAAGCUGAAAGAUUCAUUGGACCCGGCCAAGGAACUAAGAAGGCUGCCAUAUGACGAUGCCGCGCAUAAAGUCCUUGACAACUGGGUCAAAGCCCUCGACCAGGAUCCAUCAGACCCGGAGCUUUGGCGCAAAACGUCACGAUUCUCAGCAUCCAUCAAUAGCAGUCGUCUGAAGCGAUUUUGCCUGGAAGCCGCCAUCGAGCUCGAUGACGACCCGACGGUGGAUGAAGUUGAGCCGCCCUCUUUGGCUGAAGGCUGGGCGGGCGAACAGCUGAAAGAUCACCUGAACCAUUGCGCCAUGGGUAAAUCGCGAAAUGCCAGACAUUUUAAAAAUACAUCUCGACCCAAUCAAAUUUCUACCAGACCCCACGGCGCAACUCACUCCCCCCCGUCGAGCCCGGUGGAGGAGGUCGAGAUGGAUGAAGAUGCCUCCAUGGAAGAUGCGCAGAAUUUUGAGCCUAUAUCAUGCUGGUCCGAACUUGCCAACUCGCUCAUGAAGAAUAUGAACGACACCAAUGCGGCUGCUGUGGUUCUCAGGCGCAUAGUAGCAACUUCGGACGAAGAGCUCGAGGAUGUCCCGAAGGAAAUCACGCAAUCUACCGAACCAGAACCUACCGAUGAACCUGAAAGGGUCAAUGAGGCGGCUGGAGCAGAGAAAAAUGUCGAUGACAAACCAAAGGGGGGCGCCAAUAGGUCAGAAAGUCCGACCAAACCCGUCGAGCCCUUGCAGAAAGAGCGCAGCACUCCAAUGCCGACGCGAAAGAGAUCACAGUCUGUAGCAGGUCUCCCAGAAGGGGGCGAAGAGGAGAUCGGUACUUCAACACGAAGCAAGCGGGUUCGACGACGAACAGACAUGACUAGCAUCGAGGAGCCCGCACACCCAACUGCUACAGCAGCAGCACAACUGCAGGCAUACCAAGAGUCGGACCAAAAUCUAUUCCAAGUAACCAAAAACAUACUUGAAAGCAUCGGAGUAGAGGACAAGUCAACUUUCGAUGCCUUGAGCCAGAUCCAGGAAAUUUCUUGCAGCGCAGUUCGCCCAGCCAAAUUCUCAAAUGUGGCAGCUCAAGACUUGCAUGCCAUAUUUGAGAAGUUUAGCGACACAACGGCGAAUGUCUUGCUUAACAAGAAGAGCCUGCCUUCGCUCAGCCUUUCCUCUUUUCUUGAAAAUGCCAAGUCUAGUCAAAAAGAUCAAGCUCCAGCGGCAAUGUUCAACGAAAAGCAAGGCUUACAACAAUUUGUCGACCUUAUUUCGACACGUCAAGAUUGGAUUACCACAGGCGAUGUCAUCUACGAGUGGAUUCUUGAGCUGAGCAGAAGCUACUCAGAGCAGCAGUGGCCAGACAAACUCAAGAUCGCAGUCCUCGAUAUGCUGGAGAAUGCCGACUCGAUCAUCUACGAACACGUCACCUCGGAUCUGGAAAUUGCGACUCAGUCAAAAGAUGGCAAGUCAAUGGCGAGACUGGAAAAUGUCAUUCCUAUGCUCUUGGAGCUUCACAUCGAUGUCUAUGAGCACAUUACUGGCCCCACGAGUGUAGUCGAUAACAUCACCCGGCUGAAAACGAAGCACAGACUCGGCCGCUGGCUAGACGUCGCGUCAUACUAUACCCGCUCCUUGAGCCGCCCAGCCAGUGAUCCCCUUUGCGUACGAUUCCUAUGGGCUUCUGUCAUGUCCUCGGCACUAGCUGACGACCCUGUGCGCGAGCACAUUCUCGCCAUGUGGACGUCUCUGCGAGAAUUCCUUGCCAAGGAAAAGAUCGAGUCUCUCACCCUCCCAAACAACGACGCCAUGUCGAAUAUCUCGGCCGCGGCCGCUGAUCGAGAAAUCUCCAAGCUCAACACAAUGGACUUUUUCCUGAAUUUAUUCCAAGAGAAUAUGACGGACCCAUUGCCAGUCAUCGACAUUCUUGAGCCUGUACUGAAUCCGUCGUCUGUUCAUACUGCUCCAGAAAAGGCUCCCAAUCCAAUCGACGGAGCAGAACAAACACAAAGGCUCGAACAGGCGACGAAACCACUCUCUGAAUGCGCCACGCAAGGAAUGCGAGACCUGUGGAAAUUUUUAGAGAAUAGCAGCAUCGAGUUGCGACUUUUUCUCUGGUCCCGCCUUGGUGACGCAUACGAAGCCAUUGGCUAUACGACAAAACGGUUUUCUUGCUUCUUAAAGAGUGUGGAGAUGAUUGUGGAUGACUUCAGCAGCAACGGAUAUACAACCAUGCAAGAGGACUCGCGCCGAAUGCUUCUGAUGAAGACGAUGAGGUCUUUGGAUGAACUCCUUGUCGAUGCCCUGAUUAUGGCUCUUAGUGACAAAACGGCUUUCGACAUUGUUGAUGAAGACCACAUCAAGCAGAGUGCUGCUGCACUAGCUCGCCUCAGCACUGUUCUUCACUCAAUUUCGUUGUUUGAGGAUGAAGUGCGGGUUAAUCUGAUUUCUGCCAAAUCGAGCAACUCGACUUUCCAGAUGCUAUUGAACAAGCUUCGUGAGAUGCAAGUUCGCAAUUGGUGUCUUCUUUAUACCUUGUUGAAACAGGAUAUUUUCUCGAACAAGGAUAUUUUAAAACCAGAGAACGAACUGGCGACAUUUCUUAAUGCGGUCCAUCUAUCCAUCGGCCAUCGCAAAUUCUGCAAGGUUUCAGCCAAAGUGUUCUUGAACUUAAUGCGCGUUGAGCUACUCAGUUUAAAAGACGUUGAGAACUGGGAGGACCAUCUUGGUCAAGUUUUAUACGACAUUUAUGGCCUCAAGAUUGGUGUUGGUAUCUGGGAGCUGCAGGAUCACGGCUGUCCCUACGAAAAACUUGAGAAGCGACACACAAUGCAGCUCGUCGAUAAGAUUAUGAUAUUGGCAAACCGCUUUACGCUCAAGGACUUGCUGAAGUCGGAUCUCAAGACAACCAUCGACCACAUGCAGUCCACCAUCGGCAUCGGUCAGAUAAAAUCCACGCCACAGAUGAUUCAUAACUUACGGAAUUUGACCGAGGUACUGAAAAGGCCCAUUCACCCGCUACGCCUGUAUCGUGCAUUAGCGGGCAGUGUCUCUAUGGACUCUGUGACUGUCAAUAUUCCGGAAGCAGCAUUGGCUAACCGUGGCUGGUUCUUCCUACUUGGCAUGAUCGCCCUAACCAAGUUCAAGGGCGUGGAGCUCAAUCGUCGACAAACACCCGGGGCCACAGACGACCUCCGAAUUGGUUCGACUUUUCUACGUUUGCAGCUGCAGUUUACGGCAGACAAAUGGGACGCAUGGUUCCGACUCGCAGAAUGCUUCGACUAUGAGCUGGACGAAUCCGUUUUAUGGACAGCUGACAAGAUUAACAAGGACAGAGGCGAGCUCGUCAGGGUUCAACGCAAUGCCAUCCACUGUUACACAUUAGCUUUGUCACAUUCUCGCGACCAAGAGGUCGGUACGAAAGAUGGCGAUGCGCUUCACGACUUGUACUAUAAAUUUGCGACACGGCUGUACUCAUCCAGCAGAGAGCCUUUUGCUAUGGAACCGUUUCAGCACGCUGAACAGGAGCGCUUCUUUAUUGAAGACAUGGGCUCCGGUACAUUCAAGAAGAUUGUGCACGACCAGGUGACCAAGCACCAGGUGUGGAAAUUUUCCGCAAAGUUGUACAAGAUGGCCAUCGACCGCAAGCCAAGCAACUGGAAGAAUCAUUAUAUGCUGGCAAAGUGUUAUUGGAAGCUCUUCCGCAACCCUGAGGAGCUUGUUGAAGGCCUCGAGUCAAAAACAAAAAUCACCACCGGCAUGAUUCUGGACGCACUGAAGAAAUCGACUGCGGCUGCUUAUAAGCCGCGUAAAUCAAAGAGCAGCGAACCCAUCUUGGAGCCUCAUUACAAGAUUGUUUCCAUCUUGCACAAAAUGGUGGUCGCGAAAUGUAUCACUGCCGCCGCAGCGGCGGACAUUCUCUCCGAACAGCCCUUUGGCAUCCCAGUCAAUCCGAACGACCAUUUCGCCAGCUUUUCGGAACCAGAAGACUGGGAAGAAUACAUCAUUCGCAAUCUGACAAAACUUCGAGACAAGGACAAGUCAAACUGGCAACACAGAAUUGUCAUGCGUCAUGCCAAGAUUCUGUUCAACGAGACCACAGCCAAGGACAGCCCUGACGCGCUAGUGGAGGCCAAGGCGGCUUUCAGUAUUCUGCGAGACAACAUGUUUACAAAGACCAUGGUCAUGAAUGUCUGGAAGUGCGACGCGGAACGUCCCGGUCGCCAUCAUGUUUUCACAGAACAGUAUACUCGAUUCAUGGUCAGAUUGCUAGUUAUUAUGAGCAACCGUGUCGACCUCGAACUGCUACUUCGCCGCCUCCGAAAGAAGAGUGCUGACUUUUACCACUUCAAUGAUCUGUGGCAGUCCUGCUCUGUGGCGUACGUCUCGCUUAUUCGGGAGGCUCAUAGAAUCCCUGUUGUCAAUGAAGACGCUUUCAAGUCAUUGUCGAUGGAAGAGUUUGAGAUUAUAAGCGAGCGUAUCACUGAAUGGGCCGGCGGCGAAGGUCCUCAUAUCCCAGCCUUUGAGUGCAUGAAGGAAGCUGUUGAACUCAAAAAGCUUAAUGGAAAUCUCAUGAAAGCUGCCCCCAUGGAUGAUCUCAUCAACGACUGUUACUCCAAGAUUUACACGGACGUUGCAACCAGCCUCCCUGGCCUCGAGCCGAGCAAGGUUAUUGAAGAACGUAACCAGGCGAAGGAAAUUACGGAUCGCUUGGAUAUCGAGGCUGCCAAGGAUGCAGGCAAAAUGUGGAAUGAUAACAGCAUCAGUCAAAAGCCAACUUCAACGACCGAUGGAGAGAGACAUACGACUCAACAGCUGGAUUUGAGACCCGCCGUCGAGAAACCAUGGGGUCCUCUUGGCAAUUACUUGAAUUUCACUGCUGAUGUUGACAGCGGCGCUGGGUCCGCUACCCCGAUGGAUACAGAGAAGUCGGAGGCUGCACCAAGAAGAAAGACCGGCGUCAGACGACCUGACAUCCUUCGCAAGGCGGAGCAAGCCGUUGUCCGCGCUCUGGAACCACCAAAGAUCGCCGCCAAGAGUCGCAAGAGUAGUGUCUCUAGCGCCAAGAGAGGAAGCCAGACUCCAAACGUUGCUAUAAGCGACACUGAUAGCUCCGACUACAGCGACAGUCCAGAAGGACAGAUGCGACGCGAGGCGAAGCUUAGGGUGAAAGCCAAAGCCCCAAUAGCCAGACUUGGUCUUAACCCACUUGACUGGAGUGAUGAUAGUGAUCUGAGCGAUGCACCCGAAGGAUACGAUGAAGAAGUCUCUGAGGGUCUGCUAAAUCUUGGCCGCCACAGCCACGCUAGUGGCGAUGACGCCGACAGCGAAGGUGAAGGCGAAGGGGCUGGUAUGAAUCCUGUUCUUGAGCAAGACGCGGAAAUGGCCGACGUCGAGGAGAAUGCUCUCGAGGAUGAGGCUAUUGAGGAGGAGAUCCACGCGGCUGGCGUGGAGGAGGACGGUGCAGAUGCUGAUAUCGAGGAUGAAGAGCUUGAGGGUGAUGAGGGAGAGGAGGAGAUGGAAGGGCCUGAAGACGAACUAGAGGGGGAGGAGGAGGAAGGCGAAGAAGUGGAGCUAGAGGAGGAGGAGGUAGAAGAGGAAGAAGAAGAGGAGGAAGGCGUGCGGCUUGAUGACGAGGAGGAAGAACUUGAAGACGGUGAAGAUGGCGAAGAUGGUGAAGACGGUGAAGUAGACGAAGAAGAAGGGGAGGGUGAAGAAGGUGAAGAUGUUAUAGGAAGUGACGAAGGUGAAGAGGGUGAAGAAGGUGAAGAAGGCGAAGAAGGCGAAGAAGGCGAAGAAGGCGAAGAAGGCGAAGAAGGCGAAGAAGGCGAAGAAGGUGAAGAAGGUGAAGAAGGUGAAGAAGGCGAGGAAGACGAGGAAGACGAGGAGGAGGGUGAGGAAGACGGUGAGGACGAAGAUGGUGAGAACAAUGCAGAAGACGAGGAGGAUGAAGGCGAUGAAGAUGAAGGCGAAGAGGAAGAUGGUGCAGAGGAGGGUGGUGAUGAGGGGGAGGGGGACGAAAACGAAGAAGAGGAGGACGAGGAGGACGAAGAUGAGGAGAUGGAAGAUGCGGAAGAUGACGACCCUGACCGAUAA
This is a messenger RNA of Cordyceps militaris CM01, 6462 nucleotides long. Its product is annotated as transcriptional corepressor of histone (Hir3), putative. Gene Ontology annotation, cellular component: nucleus; HIR complex. Lineage: Eukaryota; Fungi; Ascomycota; Sordariomycetes; Hypocreales; Cordycipitaceae. Gene Ontology annotation, molecular function: nucleosome binding. Gene Ontology annotation, biological process: chromatin organization. The record is from RefSeq and is a predicted model, not a curated record. The transcript has 4 exons. Bases 1 to 6462 code for a protein of 2153 amino acids.